CUCUCUACGCUCCCAUUUUGUCUCUACGUUCUGACUUGAUUAGAGACGCAUUGGAUUCCCCGCUCUCUUCUCUUCCCAACUUCCACACACCCAUCCCCACUUAACGACCUUCCACAAAACGCGCCCUUUACACGCUCCCUAGUCACGAUGGCCGCCCCGAAGCAGGGCGGCUUUAAAAUGUCGCUGGGAGGCCUAAAAGCUAAACCCGGAUUGAAAGCUUCUCUUCUCCAAAAAGAGGCGAAGCGACCGCGCCUUGCGCUUGGCGACGACGAACCAGACGACUCGAUAAAACAACAAGAGAUCUCGGGAUGGGAUGCAGCAGAAGGAGGCGCGCUCGAUGCUAGUGGCAAGACCGAGAAGAAGGGACCGCGCAUCAUUCCAGCCCAGUCAAAUCGCAAUUGGCGCGAGGAGGCGCGACGGAAGCAGCUGGCAAGGGCAGCGCCGAAGCAGGCGCAGAAUGAAGCCACAGUGGGAAAUAUGGAGGAGCCGGAAGUACAGUACGGGCUCACGAUUGUGAAAAAGAAGGAGGAGCCGCAAGAGGACAUGACCACCUCUACCCCUGCGGAAUCUGGCGAACCCAUGGACAUCGACGAGAACGAUGGCCUUACCACAGAGCAGCGCCUCGAGAAGAAAGCACUGGACGCGCUGCUCAAUGGCAAAUCUACUGACGAGGAGCACGUAAUUCCCGUUCAAACCGAAGAAGAAAACUUGUACGACGAUCUCCGCGACGCGCCCGACGCACCCACGCUCGAAGCCUACGAAGCAACACCCAUUGAAGGCUUCGGCGCCGCACUUCUCCGUGGUAUGGGCUGGAAAGACGGCGAGGGCAUUGGGCGCAAUGGUACUGCGCCAAAGCCGAAGGAAGUCAAGCGACGACCUGCGCUACUCGGCAUUGGCGCGAAGGAGGAGGCUGCCACUGGCGUUGAGCUGGGCGAAUGGGGUAUCAAAGCCAAGGGCAAGGGGAAGAAGGCUACGCAGACAUACAAUCCAGUCACGCUGCGGAACAAGCACACAGGCGAGCUGAUCACGGAGGAGGAGUUGAAGGUUAAGCUGCAAAAUCAGGACAUGGUGCCAGAGGAGAAGCCAGAAAAGGCAAGGAGCAAAUAUGACGAGGACGAUGAGGACGAGCGAAGGCGAGAGAAGCGGCGAGCCAAAAGAGACGACGGAGAUCGGCGGCGCGACGACGACUACGAUAGCGAACGAAGACGCGACAAAAACCGAAAAGACGACCGUAGACGCGACAGAGAAAGCGACUACCAUGACAGCGACCGCCGACGAGACAAGCGCCGAGAAAAAGAUAGAGACGACGAUUAUGACAGCGAACGCCGCAGCUCCAAGCGAGACGGUCGUGACAGCCGAAAAGAUCGCGACAGGCGCGACCGCAGUCGUAGCCCUGACGACAGACGAGAAAAGAAACGAGACCGCUAUCGUAGCCGGAGUCGCGAUUCGGAAGACAGGCGUGAUAAGAGGCGUGAGCGGGAUCGGCGGGAGAGGAGCAGGAGUCGUGAUUCGGAGGAUCGGCGGAAGCGUACUAGGGAGAGGGAGUCUGGGUAUGAUGACGACCGGGUGGAGAGGAAGAGAAGAUAUGUGGAGGAGAAGAGCUACAGGAAAUGAAUGGGUCGUUUAUAGGAAGGAGAGGAUGGUGUUCUAUAGGACUGGAACUGGCAUUUACAGGCAUAUGAUUUAGAUUAAUGGAUAGAUAUGAUACCAAGUUGAAUACUCAGUCAUUGAGCCUUUUUAUCCUAUACAAUGCCC
This is a messenger RNA of Dothidotthia symphoricarpi CBS 119687, 1755 nucleotides long. RefSeq lists its product as uncharacterized. Gene Ontology annotation, cellular component: spliceosomal complex. The transcript has a single exon. Bases 148 to 1614 code for a protein of 488 amino acids. Lineage: Eukaryota; Fungi; Ascomycota; Dothideomycetes; Pleosporales; Dothidotthiaceae. Gene Ontology annotation, molecular function: nucleic acid binding. Gene Ontology annotation, biological process: mRNA splicing, via spliceosome. The record is from RefSeq and is a predicted model, not a curated record.